This is a messenger RNA of Mytilus californianus (California mussel), 2334 nucleotides long. RefSeq names its product zinc finger protein 558-like. Lineage: Eukaryota; Metazoa; Mollusca; Bivalvia; Mytilida; Mytilidae. Bases 88 to 1617 code for a protein of 509 amino acids. The transcript has 5 exons. The record is from RefSeq and is a predicted model, not a curated record.
UGCACAUAUCCGAUAAUGCCACGUAUUAUUGAAUUUGAAUUUACUUCCUCCUGUUCGACAUGCAUGUAAGAAUAGUCUCAUAUAAACAUGGCAUGCACAUUUUGUGGCGAGAACAGAUUCAGGAGCGCUGCGCAGCAAACAUGCCAUACUGCUAUGAACCAUGGAACACACAGUUGUGGUUGUGGAUACAAGUUUACUUCUGAAGAAGAAUUAAAAUCACACGAGACAACAAUGAAGAAAAACAUGAAAGAAAAUCCAUGCUCUAGUUGUUGUCGUUCAUUUGAAACAAAUGGGGCAUUGACAGAUCAUAAGAGGGCUAAACUUCACGAUUAUACUAAACCCCCAAAUCAGUGUGAUUGUGGAAAAAGUUGUAAAUCUGCAGAUGGUCUCGCUCGACACAUUCGCGCUAAACAAGAAAAUUUGAAUAUUGCAGAUGCAAAAUAUAAAAGCAAAGGAGAAUAUUAUGAUCACUUUUACAAAACAAAUGUUAUGGUGAGUAAAGACGAUCGUAAGGAGAGUGUUGGAAAGUGCCGUGACACGUUACACAAAAUCAUGGAUCAUGUUCGCAAACAAGAGGAUGGCAAAAUAUACAGCAAUGAUAUCAGAAAAGCUGGAAGUCAUGCUACUAGAACCAAGGUCAAGAAAGCCGACGAAUUUGACGUUAACAUCUCUUUGACCCUCCCUGUGGCUGACGUCAAGACUAAGGGGACAGUAAAAUAUAUCUACAAAGAUAAUUUGAAUCCACGUGACCCAAAGAGUGCAUCUCCAGAAAACCUGAAUGUGAAAAGAGAAAUGACUGCCGUCCCAAAAGGCAGACAGCACCAUAUACCUAUCGGAUAUGCAGCUGUUAAGGCUAAGGAGAAUGAAAAGAUAGCAAGUAAAGUAACGCAUAAUGGGGACAUAAUACCAAGAAAAGUUCAGGAGGAUCUUUACAGCAAGAUGAACACUGCCAUCAAAGACUUGGACCUUAAAGGUGUGCAUAUUUCUAGAAAUUCCCAUGGUCCAGCACUGACAUUGACCAAAACAGGUUCAAAAGGGAAACACGAUAUUAAUAUAGACGUCACUACAACGAUUGGUGAUAAACAUAUACCAGUGGGUAUGUAUGGUUGGCCUCGUCCUGACACAAGUAAAGUUCUUCCAAAAGAUACAAUAGAUAGAAUUAAAAACGUCGGAACCCACAUGGUCCCUAAAGGAGGUGAAUUUUGGAAUGUAUCCCACUCUAAAGCAGAGAAGGAGCUUAUGAAAGGAUUAGAUAUGGGGAAUCAAUGUCGCCGACAAUGUUACAAGAUGUUAAAAGCAGACGUACAAACUUGGAAGUCGAGAUCCACUGAUAAUUAUCCGGGGAUAUCAUCCCACCUUUUGAAGCACUCAAUGUUUUGGAUGAACGAGCGACACAAACCAGACAAUAAAGAUUAUUGGAACCAGAAAAAUAUCCACAAUUGUUACACUGAUUAUCUUAAUACAUUUAAACGCAAUUUAGAUCAGUGCAAACUACCAGAUUACUUCCAUCCUAUGAACAACAUGCUUGGGAAAAAAGACAAAGAGGUGUGUCACCAACUAGCAGGAUGUGUUGAAGAAAGAAGAAAUGAACUUUUACACAUGAAGCUUCUCAAAUGAAGAUUUUUAUUAAUGCACGUGUAGGAUUCAGAACUACGGCAGUGAGAUUAUAAAAUAAUUGCCUGUUUAAUACUAACCUGAUAUUCAUUAGUUAAGGUCUGCAUUGUGGUUUUGAUUUUCACUUGUGAUCACCAGGGCGUUAUAUUUCAUACAGUUAGCUUUUUACAUUCCAAAAUGGUAAAUGAUAUAAUGUGAUUUUUUAAUUAUUUUAAUUGCUCGUCCAUAAUUGUGCCAAAGUUCUGUGUCCUUUGUUUUGCAUCUGCUUUGAGGUAGAUUUUUGAUGACCUUGUAAAUUUGUUUUAAAUGAGUUUUCUUUUCUUAUAAAGAAUUACAAGUUAUAGUGGACAGUAUAUGUUAAGAAAAAAAAUGUAUGUCCUAAAUCAUUACAUUGUCUAAAACAAAAACACUCUUUUUUUUGUGUAUGUAUCAUACAUGUAGCUUGAUAUUGAACAAGAAUGAUUUUAAUGUCACAAACUUGGACAAAACUGAAUGGCAACUUUGUUUAGGGUGUUUUUUUUUGUGUCUUUCGUCGUGAUUAAAGACCCUUAAACAAACUAGUGUGAUUGAAAAAGUUCAUAAAUGAGAGCCAAAUUAUGCAGUUUCUUUAUAAAUGUAUUGAAAAUGGUUUUUGUGUUUUACAUAAACCAUAAGUAUUAUUUUUUGUAAAGUAAACUGCGUUAAAUAAAUACUUAUAAUAAAUUUACUAUAAUAUGUGAA